Messenger RNA from Trichomonas vaginalis G3, 866 nucleotides. RefSeq names its product protein of unknown function, DUF4106 family. The record is from RefSeq and is a predicted model, not a curated record. The annotation marks the transcript as partial. Lineage: Eukaryota; Parabasalia; Trichomonadida; Trichomonadidae. The transcript has a single exon.
AUGAAAUGGGGUCAUAAAGCUAAUCCGGAUAGGUGGUUCAUAAACUUACAACCUCAAUUCCAAGAAGUUGUAGACGCAAUGGAAGUGAAUGGUGAACCAGAUAUAGCUGGUAUUUUCAGCGCGGCUUUAAUGCCAUUGAAAGAUAUGAAAGAUGCAGAUAUUUUGGACCAGUAUGAAAUGAACAUGGCUGAGGGAAAUAUAACACCUGACGUUCUAGAACAUUUAUCUCAAAGAACUACACAGAACCAUAGAGAUGGUAUAUUUGGUGAAGAGUUUAGAAAGAAAGUUAGGGAGAGAGAAGGAAGAGAACCUAUUGUACAUGACCUUGCAAACGAAAGUUUGCAAAAUGUCAUAAAAACUUACUUUGCAGACAAUGAAAUGAGAAGGGAUGAAUAUUUAAGAAAACUCAAAUGGACAGUACCAAAUGAAAUGUUAGUAUUGAAAAACAUGUUCCAUGACAAAAUAAAACCAACUACAGAAAUAAAUGACGCAAGACUGAAACGUUGGGUAAAAGCUUUCCCAUUCACAAAAGAUAUUAUUGGUUACAUGGAAAGAAAACCAGAAUGGCUACAAAAACAUAUAUUUGGAAACGAGCUUAUUCCAUAUGGACAAGCUCUGUUUGAAGAGCUUGAACCGGAAACUCAGGAAAGAGUCAUGCAAACAAUAAGCGAAGACUCAAAUACAAACUAUGACAAAAUCUUUCUAGGAUAUAGGUUACCUGAGAUGGGCGACCAGAGCCCAAAGGCAAAAAGGACAUGGGAAAUUUACAACAUACUAGGUGAACAUGAGGCAAAGAUGCUACAACUUGAAGCAGAGGGCAAGUUACCAAAAGCGACACCAAAGAAGAAGAGAGUAGAACAAAGUGA